Seriola aureovittata is the source of this 886-nucleotide messenger RNA. RefSeq names its product polysaccharide biosynthesis domain containing 1 (gene pbdc1). The transcript has 6 exons. Gene Ontology annotation, cellular component: cytoplasm. NCBI's taxonomy places the organism in Eukaryota, Metazoa, Chordata, Actinopteri, Carangiformes, Carangidae. The coding region runs from base 42 to 542 and encodes 166 amino acids. The record is from RefSeq and is a predicted model, not a curated record.
UAGUGAUUCAUCUUGACGUAGGCGAUCUUUAGUUGUGAGAAAUGGCGUCGGAUAAUGGACUAGCCUCUCUGGGGGUGGAGGGGGCCUCAGCGGCUGCACAUGCUCUGUCCCUCCCUGCAGACGCUUAUGGAAAUGAUCCGCGGCUCGAGGUCAUGUGGGCGAUGAAGGCGUACAACCACGCAGAGGUUUACUUCAAUCUCAUCUCGUCAGUCGACCCAAAGUUCCUGAAGCUGACGAAGCUGGACGACAAAAUCUACUCGACCUUCAGAGAAACCUUCAAAGAGCUCGACAUCAAGCUGCUGAAAGCUGACGACCUGAAAUCUGACGAGGCCAAAGAGACGUGGCGUCCGUUCUGUAACCAGUAUGAAGGACUCGUGGAAGAUUUCAACUACGGCACUCUGCUGCGUCUGGACUGUGAGAAGGAUUACACAGAGGAGAACACUAUAUUUGCCACCAGAGUUCAGUUCUUUGCCAUCGAGAUCGCCCGCAACAGAGAAGGUUUCAACAACGCUGUGUACAAGGCCAAAAGUGGAAAGAGCUAGCCUCCAAAUGAACCAGUAAGGAACCAGUAAUGAACCCAUCCAGCCCCACGUACCAUCACCAGACGAGUCCAGGAAACAGAUGAACUGUGGAAGCUCGGCGUCUCCUGAGGAUUCAUCUUUUUAUUCUAAUUUAACGAGUCAUUUUUUAAGUUUAAUGAAAACUUCCAGUCAUGUUUAUUUUUUGGUUGAAUCCUGAACGUUCCUUCAGUCUCAGCUUUGUAUUUACUGUAAAGUUGUUUUUUCGUGCCAAUCAUCAGAGUUCUUGUUUAUUUUCUAAAAAACACUGAAGUUGCAUUUGUUGCCUGAAACGGAGGAAACGUCAAAUAAAAGUCAGAUACAUUUUA